Messenger RNA from Aquila chrysaetos chrysaetos, 933 nucleotides. It is a transcript of the gene RILPL2, whose product is annotated as Rab interacting lysosomal protein like 2. The transcript is spliced from 4 exons. Gene Ontology annotation, molecular function: protein dimerization activity. The coding region runs from base 1 to 633 and encodes 210 amino acids. Gene Ontology annotation, cellular component: ciliary basal body; cytoplasm. NCBI's taxonomy places the organism in Eukaryota, Metazoa, Chordata, Aves, Accipitriformes, Accipitridae. The record is from RefSeq and is a predicted model, not a curated record. Gene Ontology annotation, biological process: cilium assembly.
AUGCAGCGGGGCCGGGAGGAGGAGGAGGAGGAAGAAGAGGAGGAGGAGGAGGGGGAUGGCGGCCCGGAGCGGGCUCUGGAGAAGAGCCCCUUCCAGCUGACGGCCGGGGAUGUCUAUGACAUCUCCUCCGUGGUGGGCCGGGACCUGCUGCAGCUCAGCGCCGGGCCGCAGGUGCCCGCCGCCCUGGCCCGGCUGCAGUUCAGGAUCGUGAGGGUGCUGGAGAUGUUGGAAGCGCUGGUGAGCGAGAGCAGCCUCGCCGAGGAGCAGCUGCGGAUGGAGCGGGACAGCCUGCGGCGGGAGGUGGAGGAGCUGCGGGGAGAGAGGUCCCGAGGGAGCACCCAGCAGCUCAGCCUUGGACCAGAUAAAAUGAUAAUAGACCUCACAGAUCCAAAUCGCCCCCGGUUCACACUACAGGAGCUGCGAGAUGUAUUGCAAGAGCGUAACCAGCUGAAAGCUCAGCUUCUUGUGGUGCAAGAGGAGCUACAGUGCUAUAAGAGUGGGAUCAUCUCACAGAGAAGGGACCAAACUGAAGAACUGGAAAAAGAAGCCAGUGGCAGCAGCCCUGGCACUAGCAAGGACAGCGAAGAGAAGACAAUCAUCAAACGGCUGUUCUCUUUUAAACAUGGAAAAUGAGCACCCUCAAGAACAUAACCACUCCUGUUCAGAAAUGGCAGUGAUGAGAGCCUCUAAGGUGUUAGGGGAGUCAAUGAGUGGAAGAAAAAGCAUCACUCCUACUGUAGAGAAUAAGCAAUCUCAUCAAAAGUGUGUUGUAUAAUAUUCUUUCAGAAUAAAUUUUACUUUGCUUUUUUAGAAACUGUUUAAGACAAACACUUUUUGUAUUUCCUGGAUUCCUGCCAGACAUUAUCCACAUGUAGAGAAUAAAUGUUUAUACAAAGGUGGUUUUUAUUCUUAUUAAAAGAGCCUGUGAUGAUC